UCAGGCCCAGGAGGGGAGGCCGGGCCGGGCCCGGGCCUGGGCCUGGGGUAGCUCAGGGUGUGGGGUCAUCCUCGGCCUUAGAGCGCAGCCCCAGCCCCAGGGAGAGGGAGAGCCCGGGGGCCGGGGGCCUGAGGCCUAGGCCGCGGGAGGAAGGGCAGUGACGGGGUCAGAGCCAUGGGAGACAGCGAUGACGAGUACGACCGGAGGCGCCGGGAUAAAUUCCGUCGGGAACGGAGCGACUACGACCGUUCCCGGGAGCGAGACGACCGACGGAGAGAUGAUUGGAAUGACAGAGAGUGGGACCGAGGGAGAGAGCGGAGGAGCCGUGAGUACAGGGACUAUGACCGAGGCCGAAGGGAGCGGUUCUCUCCCCCUCGACAUGAGUUGAGCCCUCCCCAGAAGCGGGUGCGAAGGGAAUGGGAUGACCACGUCGCUGACCCAUAUCACGCCGGCUAUGAGAUGCCAUACGGCGGUGGGGGUGGUCCCAGCUACGGUCCCCCUCAGCCCUGGGGUCCCCCUGAUCUGCACAUGAUGCAGCAACACCACGGCAUACCCAUCCAGGCCAGUGUCCCUUUUACCCCCAGGCUGGGCAAUCUGCAUGAGCUGGAGGUGGGUCCUCCACCCCCAGUGAUGAAGACCUUCAAGGAGUUCCUGCUAUCCCUCGACGACUCCGUGGAUGAGACCGAGUCGGUGAAACGCUAUAACGAGUACAAGAUCGAAUUCCGACGUCAGCAGAUGCAGGACUUCUUCCUGGCUCACAAAGACGAGGAAUGGUUCCGCUCAAAGUAUCACCCAGAUGAAGCUGGGAAACGGAAACAAGAGGCUGACUACGGCCUCCGCACACGCCUCAGUGUGUACUGUUACCUGAUGGAGCACAGCUGGUUCGAAGGCCUUUCACUUGACAUUGAUAAAGCCAACAUCAUCAUGAAGGCUUUAGACGCUGCUGUCAUAAAGAUGGAGGGUGGAACGGAAAAUGACGUGAAAAUUCUAGAGCUGGAGGAUGAAGAGGAAAAGGCAGAAAAAUCCGAACCUGGGAAGAAGGAAGAAGGGAGGCUCGUGGAUAGUGACAAGAAAGUGGUGGAAAAGGAAGACGCCAGCAAAAAGGCAGAAACCAGUCCGCCAGCCGAGGAGGAGAAGAAGGACAAGGAAGAUGGUAAAUUGAAAGAGUCGCCCGGGCAAGAGGAGGAGGAGAAGGGUGAAGAGGGGGAAGAGAAGGAUGACGCUGAUCAGUCUCAGGUUGUGAAGGAGAGCCCAGUCUCAGUCAAAGCUGUGAAGAAGCGGAAGAGGAAACGCAGCGGUGACGACAGUUACGAUGAGGACGAUGCCUCACACUCCGACUCAGAGUCAGAGAGUGAAGUGGCUCUGACAACUGGGGAGAGAACUGAGCAGGAGCCUUCAGGCAAACCGAAGGGCGAGGGUGAGAAAAGCCAGAAGGAAGAGGAGCCAAACCCAGAGAACAAGGAGGAGGAGAAACAAAAGGAAAAACCAAAGGAGGAGAAGAAAGAGAUUGAGAUCACUCCGAAACCUCGGCCGCUUCACAAAACCUGCUCACUGUUCAUGAGGAGCAUCGCUCCAAAUAUCUCCAAGGCCGAGAUCAUAUCGCUCUGUAAAAGGUUUCCUGGCUUCAUGAGAGUGGCAUUAUCUGACCCACAGCCAGAGCGCAGAUUUUAUCGGCGAGCGUGGGUCACCUUCGAUCGCAGUGUCAACAUCAAAGAAAUUUGUUGGAAUCUCCAAAAUAUCCGACUCCGAGACUGUGAACUGAGCCCAGUGGUGAAUCGGGAUCUGGCCCGGCGUGUCCGCAGUAUUAACGGUAUCACACAGCACAAACAGAUCGUUCGCAACGACAUCAAACUCGCAGCUAAACUCAUCCACUCACUGGAUGACCGCUCGCAACUGUGGUCCUCUGAGACCGUCACUGAGGAAGGCCGCGUCGAGAACCUGUCCUCUCAGAACCCCAUCCUGAAGAACAUCACCGAUUACCUGAUUGAGGAAGUGAGCGCUGAGGAAGAGGAGCUGAUGGGCAAUGCCACUGAGGCACCGGAUGAUGGACCGAAGGAAGGCAACCCAGAGGUCAAUAUCGAGAGGGAUGAGAAACUCAUCAAGGUACUGGACAAACUCCUGCUUUACCUUCGCAUUGUCCACUCCAUCGACUACUACAACACAUGCGAGUAUCCCAAUGAGGAUGAGAUGCCGAACCGGUGCGGGAUCGUACACGUUCGGGGACCGCUGCCCCCCAACAGGGUUUCACAGCACGAAGUUGCGGAGUGGCAGAAGCUGUUUGAGGAGAAACUGACGCCGUUGUUCAGUGUGAGGGAGUGCCUUUCCGAAGAGGACGCUGCAAAGAUGGGGAAGAAGGAUCCUGAGCAGGAGGUGGAGAAGUUUAUCCUGGCCAACACGCAGGAGCUAGCCAAGGACAAGUGGCUGUGCCCUCUGAGUGGCAAGAAAUUCAAGGGGCCAGAGUUUGUUCGGAAACACAUCUUCAACAAGCACAGCGAGAAAAUUGAAGAGGUUAAAAAGGAGGUCUCCUUUUUCAACCACUUCCUGAUGGACGCAAAGAGACCGGCCCUGCCGGAGAUUAAAUCCAAUCAGCCGCCAGCACCCGGAGCCCAGCCACUGGGUUUGAACCCAGCUCUGGGUUAUCCUCACCAUUCCCCCCAAGGCUUGCUGGGAUUUGGCCAGCCACGCCCCCCCGUGAUGGGCUUUGCAGCUGGACCAGCCUAUCCCCCUCCUCAGUAUGGAGGCCGUGGAGCCUAUGAUGCAUACCGAGGGCAGGGAGGCUACCCAGGGAAGCCCAGGAACAGGAUGCUGAGAGGUGAUCCCAGAAACAUUGUAGAAUACAGAGACCUGGAUGCUCCCGAGGAUGUGGACUUUUUUUAAGUGUUCCUAAUAAGGCUGUCCAUCGACCAGAGCGUUUGUUAUUCUGUUCUUUGUUAAGUUAAAGAAUUUUUCGUAAGAUUCCAGUAUUUUGUCCAGACAGACGGUAUGUUGUAACGUAGAGUUUUCUGUUUUCCCCAGAGGCGCAAACCCAUCCUGAAACUGUGAUGUAAUGUGUUCUGCUGAAGAACUUGAAAUAAAAGGAACUCUUUACUGGCUUGUUA
Molecule: messenger RNA, 3098 nt
Organism: Hemiscyllium ocellatum (epaulette shark)
Lineage: Eukaryota; Metazoa; Chordata; Chondrichthyes; Orectolobiformes; Hemiscylliidae
Gene: srrt
Product: serrate RNA effector molecule homolog (Arabidopsis)
Exons: 21
Coding region: 175-2877 (900 amino acids)
Biological process (GO): primary miRNA processing; mRNA processing
Cellular component (GO): nuclear body
Source: RefSeq, a predicted model, not a curated record